This is a messenger RNA of Phaeoacremonium minimum UCRPA7, 1608 nucleotides long. RefSeq names its product putative subtilisin-like serine protease protein. The transcript has 2 exons. Lineage: Eukaryota; Fungi; Ascomycota; Sordariomycetes; Togniniales; Togniniaceae. Gene Ontology annotation, biological process: proteolysis. Gene Ontology annotation, molecular function: serine-type endopeptidase activity. The record is from RefSeq and is a predicted model, not a curated record. The coding region runs from base 1 to 1608 and encodes 535 amino acids.
AUGAGAGGCUUCAUCGCUCUCUCGCUCGCAGCCUGCGCUGCAGCUGCACCGGCCUUCGGUGUCGACACCAUCCACGGUGGUGCCGCUCCGAUCCUGUCCUCCACCAACGCUGAGACCAUUCCAGACGCUUACAUCAUCAAGUUCAAGAAGCAUGUCUCGGGCUCCUCUGCUUCUGACCACCACAGCUGGGUCCAGGAGAUUCACUCUUCUCGUGAGCAGGAGCGUGUUGAGCUGCGAAAGAAGCGCUCCCAGUUCCCCAUUGUUGACGACGUUUUCAAUGGCCUCAAGCACACCUACAAGGUCGGCGAGCACUUCAUGGGCUACUCCGGCCACUUCGAUGAGUCUGUCAUCGAGCAGAUCCGGAGGCAUCCCGAUGUCGAGGCCAUUGAGCGGGACUCCAUCGUCCACACCAUGAGCUAUGUCGAGGAGAAGAAGGAAGACUGCAGCCCGGAGACCGAGAAGAUGGCCCCAUGGGGUCUGGCCCGCGUCUCCCACCGCAAGCCUCUGUCCUUCGGAACCUUCAACAAGUACCUCUUCGCCGACGAGGGUGGUGAGGGUGUCGAUGUCUACGUCAUUGACACUGGCACCAACACUGAGCACGUCGAUUUCGAGGGCCGCGCUCACUGGGGCAAGACAAUCCCCGCCAAUGAUGAGGAUGUCGAUGGUAACGGCCACGGAACUCACUGCUCUGGCACUAUUGGUGGCAAGAAGUACGGUGUUGCGAAGAAGGCCAACAUCUACGCCGUCAAGGUUUUGAAGUCUAACGGCUCUGGUACCAUGUCAGACGUUAUCGCCGGUGUUGACUUCGCCGCCAAGAGCCAUCUGGAGCAGGUCAAGAAGGCCAAGGACGGUAAGCGCAAGGGCUUCAAGGGCUCUGCUGCCAACAUGUCUCUCGGUGGUGGUAAGACUAGCCUGCUCGACCAGGCUGUCAAUGCUGCUGUUGCUGCUGGUAUUCACUUCGCCGUCGCUGCCGGAAACGACAACGCCGAUGCCUGCAACUACUCCCCUGCUGCCGCUGACAAGGCCGUCACUGUCGGUGCUUCUGCUAUCGAUGACAGCCGUGCCUACUUCUCCAACUGGGGCAAGUGCACUGACAUCUUCGCCCCUGGUCUGAGCAUCCAGUCCACCUGGAUUGGCAGCAACACCGCCAUCAACACCAUCUCUGGUACCUCCAUGGCUUCCCCUCAUAUCGCCGGUCUCCUUGCCUACUACCUGUCUCUUCAGCCUGCCAGUGACUCCGAGUACUCUCUUGCCGAGAUCACCCCGGAGAAGCUUAAGGCUAACCUCCUGAGCAUCGCCACCGUCGGCACCCUGACUGACAUCCCCAAGGACACCCCCAACCUGCUGGCCUGGAACGGUGGUGGCUGCAGCAACUACUCUUCCAUCAUUGAGGAGGGCAGCUACACCGCUGAGCGCUCUGAUGACUCUGAUGUCCUCUCCUCCGUCUCUGAGCUCGAGAAGGCUAUUGAGCACGACUUUGAGGUCAUCUCCGGCAAGGUCACCAAGACCGCCUCUUCCUGGUCUAGCAAGGCCGAGAAGUUCUCCCAGAAGAUCCACGAUAUCGUCGAUGAGGAGCUGAAGGAGUUCUUCGAGGAGGUCACUGCCUAA